Messenger RNA from Bicyclus anynana (squinting bush brown), 5063 nucleotides. Its product is annotated as BTB/POZ domain-containing protein 2. NCBI's taxonomy places the organism in Eukaryota, Metazoa, Arthropoda, Insecta, Lepidoptera, Nymphalidae. The transcript is spliced from 4 exons. Gene Ontology annotation, biological process: neurogenesis. Bases 225 to 1736 code for a protein of 503 amino acids. Gene Ontology annotation, molecular function: protein binding. The record is from RefSeq and is a predicted model, not a curated record. Gene Ontology annotation, cellular component: cytosol; P-body.
UUGAAAAUUGUAUUGAAAUGUCACGUUAAAAUUCAGAAAAUUUUUACUCGGAAGUUGAAAAUUGUGUAGAAAUAACAAGAUUUUCACAAACAUUGAACUAUACCAAUAUUAAAUUAAUCUCAGAUCGCGUAAUUACUAAUUUAAUGUUAUUUGUAACUAAAACUCGCGGAUGAUAACUGACCGGCGUUCAUGUAAUGUACGAGUAAAGAAAAUAAAAUUUAGUCAUGGCAUCUGGUUUCCAGAAUGAGAUUGUUAAUAGAUUACUCAAUGUGAGGCUGGAGGAGGCGAAUGGUGAUGAACAGCCGCCUCAGAACAUGCUGCCUUCCAACAGGCAGCAGCGACAAAGCCGGAACGAGGAUGACAAUCAUCAAAAUGAACCUACGCCUUCUUCCUCCGCGAUAGAGAACCUACAGCCAACAAACAACACAGGCGGGAGACUCCACAACUGGCAGGCCACGAAAACUACAGUAAAAGAACGUUUAUCAUUCCUCUUCAACAAUGAAAUACUUUCCGACGUCCAUUUCAUUGUAGGUAAAGAGGCGAAUCAACAAGUGAUACCGGCGCACAAGUUUGUGCUAUCCGUAGGCAGCGCUGUCUUCGACGCGAUGUUCAAUGGUGUGCUAGCUACAAAAUCAGAAGAGGUUGAAUUACCUGACGUCGAGCCAGCUGCGUUUCUACACCUGUUGAAGUUUCUAUAUUCUGAUGAAGUACGAAUCGGUCCUGAAAGUGUCAUGACUACUCUGUAUACAGCCAAGAAAUACGCUGUGGCGGCGCUAGAAGAGCAUUGUGUUGAGUUUUUGAAAAUCAAUUUGGGCACUGACAAUGCCUUUCUGCUGUUGACGCAGGCGAGAUUGUUUGAUGAGCCUCAGUUAGCUGCUUUGUGUUUGGAGAUGAUAGAUAAGAACACAACUGAUGCAUUGAAUGCUGAAGGUUUCACAGACAUUGAUCAAGACACUUUGAAUGCUGUUUUAGAAAGAGACACUUUGCGUAUACGUGAAGCUAAGAUUUUCUCAGCGGUGCUUCGCUGGUCGGAGGCGGAGUGUAUAAGGCGCCAGCUACAUGUGACGCCGAUAAACCAAAGAACGGUCCUAGGCAGAGCCUUCCAUGCUAUAAGGUUCCCCUUAAUGUCGGUAGAAGAAUUUGCAAUGGGACCAGCUCAAAGCGGUUUGCUAGAUGACAGAGAGAUUGUCCAGUUAUUUCUAUACUUUACAGUCAACCCUAAACCGAACGUCGGGUUUCUGGACACCCCGAGAUGCUGCAUGACUGGUAAAGAGCUGACAGUGAAUAGAUUCUCUCAGACAGAGUCCCGUUGGGGCUACAGUGGGACUACAGAUAGGAUCAGGUUCACUGUGGACCAGAGGAUCUUUGUUGUAGGAUUUGGGUUGUAUGGAUCUUACUUUGGACCGACAGAAUAUGAAGUUCAUUUACAGAUAAUCCACCUGGCCACAAAGAAGGUGUGCGGCUCCAACACCACCACAUUCUGCUGCGACGGCACCGACGACACCUUCCGCGCCAUGUUCAAGGAGCCCGUCGAGAUCCUGCCCAACACCUCAUACAUUGCCAGCGCCAAACUUAAGGGCACCGACUCGUACUACGGCACGCGCGGGCUGCGGCGCGUCACCGUGGACUGCAACAACGGGGAGAAGGUGGUGUUCCAGUUCUCGUAUGCGGCCGGGAACAACAACGGCACCUCCGUGGAGGACGGACAGAUCCCCGCCAUCAUAUUCCACAUAUAGACAACAACUGGUAUUACUUCUUCUUCUUUUUGGCCUUUUCCGCACUUGGCAACAAGGGGUUAGCCGUUGUGCGUAGAUCCUUCUGGUACUGGUUCCCGCUGGAGUCACUCCAGCCAGCCGAACUCGCUCCAGAAGCUUAGCAGGCCGCCCAGGUCGCCGAACGCCUCGUGGAGUGUUGCUGGGGAUCCAAUGUGUGCUGCAUCUAAGCAUAAUAUGUAUCGGGGUUUCUUAUUCCUCCAUGCAUGCUCUGCUAAGAGGGCUGUCGGUUAUACCUACAACCGAAAGGUGUAUUUAGUGAACAGUGCCCUGUCAUUAGUUUUGUAUUACAUAAUUAUAUCAAAUUAAAUUAGAAUGAAUAUCAUUAUAUAUUUUAUGCUUAUUCAUUAUAAUAUUUUGUAGUACGAGAUCCAGCAUAAGAAAUGUAUAACCUCAUCUGUUAAUUAAAUUGGGGAAAUAAAUUGUAGAAAAUAUUCACUUUCACACAUUGCACAUAGAUUGCCUAGUUAAAUUGUGAUCGGAUAGUGUAAAACGCAUAUUUUUUUUUAAUUUUCUGUCAAUUCUUUUCCCUCAUCAGUUCAUUUAAAACACUCAUUCACUUUUUAAUAGAAUAGACCCAAAAGAAAUGAAAAGUAAAGGUUGACUGCUUUCACACUGCAACUGUGGGGUUGCCAGAUAUAAACAGUUAAUUGUUAUUUAUGUACCCUCAUCAGUUAUUUAGUCAUCUAAUAUGUCAAAUGAAAGCUUAUUUUAUGCUUAAUGAUUACAAAAACGAAAUUUAAUUUUGUAUUGGGUUACCUUUGAUUUAGUUCAUGGUUUCUUAGAUAUUAUAUGAAAAAUGUGUUUGGCUGCAAUCUACCUAGGCAACCUAUUUGCAAUGUGUCAUUGUGAACAUUACUUAUCAUUUAUUUCAUAGCACUAAUGAAUAACAGAUGAGGGUAUAUAUUUCUGAUGCCGGAUCUUAGACCAAAGUACUACAUAUAUCAAAUUAAAUUAGAAUGUAUCAUACAUAUUUUCUGCUUAUUCAUUAUAAAAUUAUUAUUAUUACUAACAGAAAUCAUCAAUUACUAUAAAUACAUGAAUAUUUUUGUAAAACAGAAGUAGUUAGUGCCAAAAUUAUUACAUAAUUUGUGCAUUAUUUAAAUCAAGAAUCUGUAAAUGACAAUGCUAUUAAUAUACUAGUACUAUAAUAAUUACUAUUAAUCUAAAAAAAUGUUAUUUAAUGAAAACUAUUGUAGGUUUUUUAUUACUUCGGCAAACGUACAUAGGCGUUUGAGUUUCGUUUCUAGUCAAAUAAAAAAAAAUGAAUCUAUAGACAAUGAUAAUCUAAAAUCGUGUAUUAUUUGUUUUAAAAGUCUGUGUAGUUGUACAGCUAGCCUAUUCACUAAGUCUUUAUUAACAACCUAUUAAAAUAAACAUGAAAUCAAUUGGGAAAUGUCAUCUACCUACUUUAUGAUAUCCACGAUGACUUGUCGGAUUACAUUUGGUACAUAUAAUUUUAAUUCCGAAUAUAAAUAUGUCACCCGAAGUGUUUUUCAGAUAGCAUGGGUACGGUGACAAUUGCCUUAUGUCGUUCAUAAUACGUACUAUUAUCGUAAAUCCUAAAAUUUUCAAUAGUGAAACGAACUGUCUAUCUCAAAAUUCCAUGCUACCUGAAAAACACUAUAGUAGCAUACGUCAAAGUUAGUGAAUUAGUAGCUUACUGUGCCGUGGGAGACAUUCCGAAGGACCACAGUAUAAAAGUGAAUAAAUAUUAUGACCUAACAAAUGAACUAACUAAAAAUGGCUAUGUAGUUAGUCUGUACGCCGUAGAAGUAGGUGCGAGAGGAUUACCAGCAAAAUCUCUCUAUAACUUGCUUAAAGACCUUGGCCUCUCUAAAAGUGCAGCUAUUUCUAUAUUAGAACGAGUAUCCAAAGCUGCUCUAAUAGGAUCUUACCAAAUUUGGAUAGGUAGGGAGAACAACACGAGCAGAGAAGGGGAGUGUUGAUCGAUCGUCAAAAAAUUCCUUAACCCUACAUCCAGUAGUCACAAGUCCUGGAUUUUGCUUGGUGUUUUUGUCUCUACCACCCGAUGGAACCGGCACCUGCACGGUGAAAGGGCGCUGUUCAGGUGCGCUUAGUUCAGGUUUUAGUCGCAGGACUUCUUUCGUGGCGCGGAGUAUAUGUGGUUUUAUUAAUAUGAGCGAUGUAAAAUUUAUAAACGAAUUAAAUAUGUCAACUACUUUUAGUGAUAUUUCCUUUAGGUAUUUUAGAUUAUAUUAUUUACUAGCGGAAGGCCCACGACUUCGCCCGCGUGGAAAUCAAUGUAAGCUUUCAAGCCUUAUUUCACCACUUCAUGGGUUGAAUUUUAAAAAAUUUUAACACGGAAAGACAAACAAAACAUCGAAAAAAAUAUAUAUUUAGCUUCAGUAUCGAUUAUAUAAUGCCCACCAACAAAAAAUUUUAAAAUAUCUUCAAUGUACAGGAUGUACAAAAUGUACAGAAUUCGUAAUAUAAAUAUAGAUUCUAGAUGGCGCUGGCUUCCUUUAUUAGCGUUUGAUGUUACAAAUGGUAUAAGUAAAAUCUCAAAUUGCGAAGAAAUGUAUAGAAUUCGACCAGUUUUAUUUUAUGUAUAGAUUAGGUGUACACUUGUGCAUUUUCAUCACAAGUUGUUACUAGUAUAUGAAUCAUGAUGACCAGACCUUCGUUAUUUUAUAAAUGCUGAAAGUUUUCUUUAUUCUCCUAACAUGGGUAAACUUCUCAUAUUUUCUGAGAUUAUCACGAGACACCAUUAAUCCACCACCGCUAAAUAGAUAAAGAUCUUUUGAUUAAGGCUUGAAUGAAGAAAAAUGUAAAAUCUGCGGUAGUCUCACGGAAUUAUUACGAAACUAGCUGAAGCCGCGUGGUUUCGCUCGCGUGGUUCCCGUUCCCGUAGGAAUACGGGGAUAAUGUAUAGCAUAUAGCCUUCCUCGAUAAAUGGGCUAUCUAACACUGAAAGAAUUUUUCAAAUCGGACCAGUAGUUCCUGAGAUUAGCGCGUUCAAUCAAACAAACAAACUCUUCAGCUUUAUAAUAUUAGUAUAGAUUAUGCAUUAGGAAAAGGAAUACGGAAAUGCGAGUGUAUGCGGACUUAUUUACUACAUGGACCCUAUUUGUUUGUUUUGUUUGUAAUAUUUUUCUACUUAAAUAUUUUAUUAAAGUUAGGGAAUUGAGCUGUGUACGUAGUAUUAUUAGUAAGUAUUAUCUAUUUUAAAAAAAAAUGAAAUAUGUAUUUUUCAAAGUUUUGUAUAAGUAGGUGAAUUAAUUAUUAAUAUAACUAGAUGUCAAAUAAAAGAUGGUUCAAUAAUAAAAA